Messenger RNA from Misgurnus anguillicaudatus (oriental weatherfish), 3808 nucleotides. It is a transcript of the gene pex5la, whose product is annotated as peroxisomal biogenesis factor 5-like a. Gene Ontology annotation, biological process: protein import into peroxisome matrix, docking. Gene Ontology annotation, molecular function: protein binding. Lineage: Eukaryota; Metazoa; Chordata; Actinopteri; Cypriniformes; Cobitidae. The record is from RefSeq and is a predicted model, not a curated record. Gene Ontology annotation, cellular component: cytosol; peroxisomal membrane.
AACAAUGAGAACACCUGGGCUGAGCAUCUGUGCGCUUACUGAUGCUUCUGUGAAUGACGGAACCGACUCCGCCUAAAUCUGUUGGGAUGGAGAGAGGAGGAGCGGAGCAGUCGACAAGAAGAGAGGGAGUCUAAUAAAGCAGGCAAAAUUGCCGGAGAACCAGACCAACUACGUUCAAACCCACAGAGCCACACCGGGGUCUGAGACUAUGAUGUGGGAAUGCUUAUCGUGCAUUCAGCGCGUCCGUUGCGCGCCUGAUGAAGUUGCUGAGGAGACUCGGCGGCGCGUGUGAAGAAGCUGAAGGUUUCUCACCUAUUAUAAAGUACAUCAGUAAAAAAAAGAAAUCGCGUAAUUUCAGCACUUGAUUCAAAGACAGCUCCGGCGCGUCCGCUUACCUACAUGGACCUUCCCAGGUGUUUCAAAACACUUUACGCGUUUAAACAUUAGAACUGAUUGGUCUUAUUUCGUGUUCAUGUAACUGAGAUCCAUAGUCUGGAACCUUCAAUUUGAUUCUCCACUAAAUAUGUACCAGGGGCAUUUGCAGACAAUGUGCACACGCUCCUGUUUUUAAUAAUUAAAGGGGAAAGACGCUAGGGCUGCAGAUAAGACUGUUGCCAUGGUCCUGAAGGAGAUACCCAAUAAGGCGUCCUCAGAAGGCAAACCCCUCCUCACGAUGACAAACAAGCUGGUGAGUGAGCAACAAGAGAGCCGUCCCUUGCUGAGCCCCUCCAUCGAUGAUUUCCUUUGUGAGACCAAGUGUGAUGGAGCUGCCCGUCCAGUAACCUCCAACACAGCAGUACUGUCCUCUUCUUUGGACCUGCUGGAUCUGAGUGAACCCAGCGAGAGAAGACACAGCAAAGACAGGAAGAGUCCUAUUUCCUGUAAGGGCACACUGUACAGGAAGAAGCCGGAUGAAACGGAGCUGAUUCAGGUGGACGUUGAACAGAGUAUACCCUGUUCUCGCGCACCUGAGAAAGUUUCUCUUGAUUUAGUUGCAGUUCCAUCUUCUUUGGAGAAAUGGGAGGAACUCAACCCACAUCCAGAGAGAAAUGGAAGCAGAAAGUGGAAACUUGAGAGAAGACGUUCAUCAAAAAACUCGGAAUUUGUCUGGUCUAUGGAUUGCAAGCCCCAGCCAGACACCACAGCCCCCAGGAACUCCCUGGAGGUAAAUAAUAAAGUAGAGGCAGAGGCAGCACAAGUAACUCAACUCAACAGGCAAUUUGUUAGUGGAAGACAUGGCCGUCUGAGCAAAGACCAAAGGUGGGGCAGCACACUCCUGUCCAGGAAUCAGUCUCUGGAGGAGGAGUUUGAGAGAGCAAAAGCUGCAGUGGAGUCCGACACAGAGUUUUGGGAUAAGAUGCAGGCGGAGUGGGAAGAGCUCGCACGCAGGAACUGGCUAACGGAGAGUGAUCAUCCACAGAUUCCUUCCAAUGUGUCUCCUUAUGAAAAGGGAUACUACUUCCAUACAGAUAACCCUUUUAAAGACUGGCCUAAUGCAUUUGAGGAGGGAUUACGGAAGUCAAAAGAGGGAGACCUGCCUAACGCUGUACUGCUUCUGGAAGGAGCUGUUUUGCAGGACCCUCAGGAUUCAGAGGCUUGGCUGGUGCUGGGAACCACUCAAGCAGAGAAUGAGAACGAGCAGGCAGCGAUUGUCUCCCUCCAGAGGUGUCUGGAGCUCCACCCCAACAACCUACUGGCUCUCAUGGCCCUGGCAGUGAGCCUGACCAACACAGGCAUGAGGCAGGAGGCAUGUGAGGCACUGCUGGGCUGGCUAAGGCACAACCCAAAAUACAAAUAUCUUCUGAAGAGCCGUGCACACCUGCAGGUCUCACCAGGCCCACGGAGACUCUCUUACUGUUCCUCUACUGGCUGCCCCUUGCUACCCGAAGUGAAGGAACUCUUCCUGGAAGCUGCCCAGCAGAGCUCGGACAAUAUCGACCCCGACCUACAGACAGGAUUGGGAGUUCUGUAUAAUCUCAGCUCUGAGUUCAACAAAGCAGUGGAUGCCUUCAAUGCAGCACUGUCAGUGCGACCUGAGGACUACCUGCUGUGGAAUCGGCUGGGGGCGACGCUGGCUAAUGGAGAUCGAAGUGAGGAGGCUGUGGAGGCCUAUACCAGAGCCCUGGAGCUGCAGCCGGGGUUCAUCCGCUCACGUUACAACCUGGGCAUCAGCUGCAUUAACAUGGGGGCUCACAGGGAGGCAGCGAGUAAUUUUCUGACAGCCCUCAGUCUACAGAGGAAGAGCAAGAGUCGUCAGCUUUCACACCAGGUCAUGUCCGGAAACAUCUGGUCUGCCCUGCGGAUAGCACUGUCCAUGCUGGAUCAGCCCGAGCUUUUUCAGGCUGCCAACAUCGGAGACCUGGAUUUACUCAUGAGAGCUUUUAACUUGGAUAUGUGAGCGAGAAUACCCUUUAACCGUGACGAAAAUCCAAAGUCUUUCAUGGGAACGGUGCAGACAAAAACUCUAUCUUAGUUUUCCGCAGAACACCUUUACAUUCCUGAGAACUGAGUGCUGGUUUGAUACUCUUUUAACAGAUUUGCACUUCAGUUAAAGAGCACAAGAGCCAGGAGAAGAUUGUAGAAGUAUGCCUUAGAGAAAAUAUCAGCAAGAUUUGCAAUGUUACCAAGGGAAGCCAGUGGAAAACUUGAUUAGUCUAAAAAAAAAAUUUCAAGCCACUUUCACUUUUAAACAGAGGACCCUACGCUUUACAUUUACAAAAAUAAUGCUUCAACCCUCAGAGAACCUUACUGACUACCAUACAUAGAGAUGUACUACAUACAGUAGACUCCUUGUAUUGAUUCAACUGCACUUUUUAUUUGAGAUGGUGGGGGUAUUAUAGUAGAGACAGAAGUAUUUCGUUCAACCCUUGACCUGAUCUCUGCUGCAUCAUCCCCUUUAUUUCCUGGAGCUUGCCGACUGGAUUAUAAAGCCUUACUUUUCAUGCAUGUAAUAAUCAGAUUAAAGCCAUUCCUUGCCAUACUUUGACCUCUUGAUAGAACUGGACAAAAACUAUAUUUCAUUCAAGAUUUUUGUAAAACAUCAUGAAAUGUUACAAUCUUACGAUCAGCAGGGAUAUCUGAUUUACUGCCCCUUCUGCCACAAUGAUCAGAGAAAUUUUGUUUUUGUUUUUAAGAAGAAGAAAACUGCCCAAAAUCGAAGCCAAACACUUUUUAAAUUUACUGUCAUGUUUUAUACCCAAUGUCAUUAUAUGCUGUAGCUCAAAAUUGUUUAUGUCAAGCUUACAUUACGUUUUAUUUUGCUGGAUAUUGUGAACUUAUAAGUGCAAAUUGUGCAUGUACGAAGAGGGAAAUCAUUUUAAAAUGCUAUGCAAAUCUUAUAGAUCAUUUUUGUUUCUUCAUUCAAUAGAAAACCUACACAAUGCUGUGUUGUUUCAACCCAUGGUUGGGACAAAUAUAGACAUUAAGGUUAAUUUAUGCUGUCCAUAUUUUACCCAGCCAUGGUUUAAAGGGGACAUAUCAUGAAAAUCUGACUUUUUCCAUGUUUAAGUGCUAUAAUUGGGUCCCCAGUGCUUCUAUCAACCUAGAAAACAUGAAAAAGAUCAACCCAGUAACUUAGUUUGGGUAAGCUAUUCUUUGCAAGCAUGUAAAAAAUUAGGUAGUUCAGAUUUCGCCUGUUUUAUGAGGUAGGUAGCAAGGCCAAUUACAAUAAUACCGCCCCUUAAUCUGCACUGUCCAACCACGUCACUGCAAUUAAGUGCAGAGAGAAAAGAUAAUUGACAGCACAAUUGAGUUUCAAUUGCAACCAGUGUUGGGGAAAGUUACUUUUAAAAGUAUUGCAUUACAAUAU